AAAAGUUUGGGGGUUAUCUCGUAAAUCAGAAUCAGGGUUCAUGACAAAACCUACAUCAUAAGAAACACCAGAGAGGGAGAAAUGGAGAACUUUGCCCCGCUUGCUCUCGCGCUCUAUUUUUUCUCGUAGAUUAGAUUAGCCGCUUUCUCAAUUAAUAUUUUGAUAUUUUAGACAAAUUUUCUGUUGCUUAUAAAUAGCGAUUUUUUGUAGUUCAACAAAUUCUGAAUUUUGGAAUGGCUACGACAGCUGAUUCUCCCUCUACAACUACGGUACCAUCCGGACGGGCUGGCGAAAACAUUAACAGUCCGCAAUUCCGGCGUAAAAACCUACAGUCUCCGUGGACACAAGUUGUUCGGGGUGAAGUUAUGGAGUCUCUCUCGGCUGUCCAUUCUUCGCCUUCGUCUUCAUCAUUAUCAACGGCUUCUCAACCGGAACAAACGCUGUUCUCCGAUUGCUCUCCACCGAAGACGGAUUCGCCGUCACCGCCGCCGCUGGAUAUCUGCUCAGCCGUUGAGGGUUCUGAUGUCAAUAACGGCAAUGUAGCUCGGCAGACGAAGCUGGCUUGGAACAAACUCUCGAACGGCGUUCUCGAGGUUGGUUCCGUAAUGGAUGCGGCCUUUUGGCCAGCAUUAUCCGAGUCUACUAAGGCUUUACCUAAAUCUUCGGUUGAUUCAUCUUCGAAUAUUGUCACCGAUGCAUCAUUCUCCACUUCUCAGGGCCCUGUUAUUCCGGAGUCACCCCAGAAACAAGCUACUAAUAAUGCAAAUCCUAAUUCUACCACAAACCACAUAUUUCCUGUUCGUCAAAGAUCUAUGAAGCGGGGUGGUGGUGGAAACAACAGGGGUGGGUCUACACAUAGUGGCUUCACUCAUCCUCCACCGUCACCACCACCGUUUCCUGUGUUCCGGAUCGCUCCGAAUGGUUAUCCUAAUAUGGUACCAGGAGUGCCUGAUCCUUCUCAUAGAGAGUUUCCUUAUAGGAGCAGUCAUUGGGAAACCAGACCAGCUGGAGGAUUUGUGUCUCCAUCACAUUCUGCGAAUGAUCAUCGGAAUACCUUCCGCAGGGGAAAUUUUGGUCCCCACCAACGUGGAGAUGGUACCUACCAUAACAAUCCUGGGGGCAGGCGCGAUCAUGAUCGGGGGAAUUAUGGGAAUGCCAGAGAUGUUCACUUGCAGCCACAUAGAGCUCCUCCAAGGGGCUUUGGAAGGCAUCCACAACCUAAUGCAGCUGCAUUUGUUAACCCUCCUAUGGUGAGACCCUUUGUCAACCCCAUGGGUUUUCCUGAGUUUUACUAUAUACCUCCAGUGUCAAUGGAGCCCUAUAGGCCAUUCAUUCCUCAUCCACUGCCAUUGCUUAUGCCUGAACCUCCGCCUUUGCCUGCUUUAUUAGUUCACCAGAUAAAUUAUUAUUUCGGUGAUAAUAAUUUGGUCACGGAUGACUUUUUGAGGUCUCACAUGGAUGAUCAGGGCUGGGUGCCAAUUACUUUAAUAGCAAGCUUUCCUCGUGUUAAGAAGUUGUCAACCAAUAUCAAGUACAUAUUGGAUUCCUUGAAAGCAUCGACCAUUGUGGAAGUACAGGAUGACAAGGUGAGGAAGCGUAACGAUUGGAAGAAAUGGAUACCAGCUUCUGCUCUACUUCCCUCUGAUUCAGGCUCUGUUUCUCCGAAUAACUCAAGUCAUGAUAGGCUGGUAACUUCAUUUCAGAAGAUCACAGUGGAGGAAGUCGAUACGAAUCAAAGUGGUGUGAUAGUUAAGGCAGACCCAAUCUCUGAACCUGUUACAGGAAGAUGUUUAACCGAGUCAACUGGAGAGUCACAAAUCCCUAAUGGGGAGGUUACCCAAAACACCUACAGAGAACGGAACUGAUCAAUAUAUGCCCCCAAAGAAAUUCAAGCACACUCGCGGCAAGUCAGUGCACUUCUAUGUUUUGGAGGGUUUCUGGGGGAAAUUGGGAAGCGAGGCUUCUGUUGGAGGUGUGGGAUCUUUUCUUUUGUUUACUCAGUCACAGACUGGUUUCGGCAAUAUUUUGAUGAGGCUGAUAGAAGAUACAGAAUAAAAUUAUCUAUAAAUUAUUGGCUAAAGAUAAAAGAAUGAAAAGAGAGUGAGACAGUACGUAGACGAUUGGUUCAGGCUGAACCGCUGAAGUUCUCGGGUUGUAUAGCUUGGUUUUGGUGUGGAUGUCUGUCUGUCUGUCUGUCUUUUGGAUUUAUGAUGCUAUCCGGUGGUGUGGGUGGGUAAGACACUCGAGAGGGCAAAACUAGAGGUGUUUCCCAGUAAGCGUGCUCUGGGUCCUGGUUAACUUCCUUGUCUAGGGGAAACAGAGAAGAUGGGAUGUGAAUUGCCGUGCCUUGGUGUGCUCGAUGGCCAGAAAACGGUCGGCGAGACUUUGUUUGAAUGCCUCCUAUUUGUACUUCCCCAGACUUCAAUAAUUUUUAUCUUUCAUUUUCAAAAUUUAUUAUUUCUCGGAAAGUAUAUCGUUCCAUUA
Messenger RNA from Juglans regia (Persian walnut), 2484 nucleotides. Its product is annotated as la-related protein 1C-like. Bases 234 to 1865 code for a protein of 543 amino acids. The transcript has 6 exons. Gene Ontology annotation, molecular function: RNA binding. The record is from RefSeq and is a predicted model, not a curated record. NCBI's taxonomy places the organism in Eukaryota, Viridiplantae, Streptophyta, Magnoliopsida, Fagales, Juglandaceae.